This is a messenger RNA of Annulohypoxylon maeteangense, 1261 nucleotides long. RefSeq lists its product as uncharacterized. Bases 47 to 1261 code for a protein of 404 amino acids. The record is from RefSeq and is a predicted model, not a curated record. The transcript has 4 exons. NCBI's taxonomy places the organism in Eukaryota, Fungi, Ascomycota, Sordariomycetes, Xylariales, Hypoxylaceae.
GGGGGAAGUGCCUAUAUAAACUAACAAUCAUUUAAUUUACAACACGAUGUCAAAACAACAAAUGGGAGAAGAAACACCGGAGCCAAAGGACCCAUCACACCAGCCAGUCAAGGCAGUCCCCUCCCCUAGAACCUUGGCGGAUAUCAAGGACAAACUCGAAGCAAUUAAGAAACUAAAAGUCAACGCCCUUCUUCUAAGAUCGAGCGACGCUCGAGAACGCUUCCCUGAAUUUCCUCAGCUACAUGAUCUAACAUGGCUUACCCUUCACAACAAGAUUAAACUGGCUAUAACAUUCGCUGAGGAUUUCUUGAAGAAGGCUGAUUCUACUGGUUGGUUACGCGAGCAAGCAAGCUUCCCAGGACAGGGCAAUAGGAGGAAGUGGUCACGGGAAAUGAGGUACUCUUGCGAGAAGGCUAUAACUAUGCUAGAAGAUGUUACUGCGCUGCAGAGCCAGAUACUAGCGGGUCAGCACAGGAAGCCCGAAGGUGAAAAGCAGCUCAAAAGUCCCGAGUUUCCCCCGUGGGCCGUUCGACCGGCUCGUCAUCAACUUCCGGAUCCGCGAACCCACUAUCACAGCAAAACCCAGCAUCUUAUCAAUCCAUACUAUUAUGUCCCUCUUAAACAUUUAACGAGGCGAGGCAAGGGCGCCGGUGAUACCGAACGUUUCCGCGUUAUCUUACGCCCAGAUGUUGUGACACUGGAGGAGAGGAAGUCUUCACGAGAGCAGAACGAUAACCACCCACCACUCUUACCUAUUAAGCAUGUGCCCCUGAGCAAAAUAGCAAAAAGGAUGCCUCUACACAAAGGAUAUCAAAAUUCUGCAAAACCUCUGGCGAUUUUCAUGGAAGAGAUAGAAACCAGCAGUAGAGAUGGACAUCCGCCAACACGUUUGCCUGACCCUGAGCUAGCCCAUGCAGUAAGAGCUAGCCAUGAAUCUAAUGAUGGCCAAACCGAGUUACCCAGUAUUCACGAAGUCUUUUCCAACGACGAGUUUACGAAGACGAGUUUCGCCGAUCAGAUCGAGACUCGAAAACAGCUCUCUCAUCCGCAGAGGAAGAGAAAGGUCGACACGCGUGUUGGAGAAGAUGAUCUCCGCAAAUUCCAGCCAGGAUUGAGGAAAUCUAUGAAAACUUCCGACUUCCGCAUCGCUGUCCGCCAUGUGCACAACACAGGCGAGUUGCAGGUGUGCGAAUACUUUGCCGACCGUAGUCAACCCUACCGUGCGCAGGAUCACUGGGGCAACUUCAAGAGAAAGAGUUGA